ACUUGAAAACAAAAACAAAACAGACGUCAGAAGUGUUUCGUUUCGGGGGUGUUUUUAUAUACGACUUGGUCGCGAAUUUUUCUUGGGGUAUCAAAAUUUCGACGGCUUUAGGGGAUUUAAUUCCAAACCAAAUAGUGAAAUAAUUCGAAAUGUCCUCAUUAAUUUUGCUGCGCAAUGGCCAGUUAGCAAAGCAACAGGGCAGUGCCGCAUUGAGUGUAUUUUGCGUGCGCCACUCGUCGAGCUCUUCCGAUGCGCCCCGCCCACUGAAGUCAACCAAUCUCGGCACGAUGCGUCGCGGUACCGGCGGACGCAGCAGUUUCAAUGGUAUUGUUGCAACCGUAUUUGGAUGUACAGGUUUUGUGGGGCGCUAUGUUUGCAAUAAACUGGGCAAAACUGGCACCCAAAUGAUUCUUCCCUAUCGUGCUGAUUUCGGUGAGGCUAUUCGUCUAAAGGUAUGCGGCGAUUUGGGCCAAGUGCUAUUCCAGUUUUUCGAUUUAAGAGACGAAAAGGCUAUUCGCAAUGCUGUGAAGUACUCUAACGUUGUCAUCAAUUUAAUCGGUCGCGAAUUCGAGACGAAGAACUUCAAGUUCAACGAUGUGCAUGUAGAAGGUGCUCGCCGUAUUGCUAGAAUCAGCAAAGAAGCUGGCGUUGAACGGUUGAUUCACUUGUCUGCACUGAAUGCUAGUCCCGAACCCAUGAGCUUUGUUCUCGAGGGUGGGAGUAAUUUUUUGAAGAGUAAAUACUGGGGUGAAUGCGCGGUACGCGAUGAAUUCCCUGAUGCAACCAUUAUCAGACCAGCAGAUAUCUAUGGUUCUGAGGAUCGUUUCCUCCGCUAUUAUGCUCACAUUUGGCGUCGUCAAUUCCGCGCGAUGCCACUAUGGUUCGCCGGAGAGCGUACUGUAAAACAACCGGUUUAUGUGUCGGAUGUAGCGCAAGCCAUUAUCAAUUGCGCUAAGGAUCCAGAUACCGCCGGUCAAGUUUACCAAGCUGUGGGCCCCAAGCGCUAUCAGCUGAGUGAAUUGGUCGACUGGUUCCAUCGCGUUAUGCGCAAGGACGAAAAAUGGUGGGGCUAUCAUCGCUAUGACAUGCGUUGGGACCCUACUUUCCUUCUCAAAGCCAAAUUCACAGAACUUAUCUGUCCAGGCCAACCCAUAGGCGAAGUACAUGUGGAGCGUAUUGAACGCGAAUGUGUUACCGAUGUCGUGCGUUCGGACAUACCAUGUCUGGAGGAUUUAGGUGUACAACUAACUGCCAUGGAGGAUCAAGUACCAUGGGAAUUGCGGCCAUAUCGUGCAGCGCAAUAUUAUGAUGCCGAAUUGGGAGAAUGGGAGGAACCAUCACCACCUAAACCAAUAGCGCAUCGUGAUGAAUUGCGUAUGUUUGCAUAAAAAUACGGCCAAGGCAACAACGCUGACAACGAGAAAAGUUAUGAAAGUUAUAGGCAAGGUAAAUCAAACGAUAGUUGGUGGCGUUGGUGGCCAGGCAGUGAUUUGAAUAAGAAACAUUUACAAAUACGCGAAUUACUGUUCGUUGUACUUGUUGUGCGUUCUCUGUGGUACGGAGUAACAUCUAGUGAAAUAUGGUCGAUUAUGAAUGAUUUUGGUGUAGUAAUUGAUGAAACUUUGAAAGGCAAAUAAAAUAAAUAAAUUGCAAAAUUAAACAUUUUCUAAAAAU
This is a messenger RNA of Rhagoletis pomonella (apple maggot), 1674 nucleotides long. RefSeq names its product NADH dehydrogenase [ubiquinone] 1 alpha subcomplex subunit 9, mitochondrial (gene ND-39). Gene Ontology annotation, molecular function: protein-containing complex binding. The coding region runs from base 150 to 1388 and encodes 412 amino acids. The transcript has 4 exons. The record is from RefSeq and is a predicted model, not a curated record. NCBI's taxonomy places the organism in Eukaryota, Metazoa, Arthropoda, Insecta, Diptera, Tephritidae. Gene Ontology annotation, cellular component: mitochondrion.